This is a messenger RNA of Dermacentor silvarum, 1157 nucleotides long. RefSeq lists its product as uncharacterized. Lineage: Eukaryota; Metazoa; Arthropoda; Arachnida; Ixodida; Ixodidae. The coding region runs from base 248 to 961 and encodes 237 amino acids. The record is from RefSeq and is a predicted model, not a curated record. The transcript has 4 exons.
UAGUGAAUUCCACUGGCGGAUCUGGAGCGGUGUGCCGAAUCCACGACGGAGCAAGAAAAUCCGCCGCGGAGCGACCCGAUCCCGAUCGACCAGUGAAAAAUAAACACGCUCCGGCAGGGAUUGCAGCGGAAGUUGUCGCACGCAUCCGGUUACCCAUGUUGCCAAUCUCGCAUUAGACCACGUUGGGGGUUCUAGGCACAGCGGCAACUGCACUUCGCGUCUUGCCAUUGCAACGUGCAGCAGCGCGAUGGAUGUUCUUACGGUCAGUCCUGCUGUUCAGCGCCUUUUGCUGGAUUUGGUGGCCAAGGACACAGAACGCUCAACGCAGGAUUCAGCCGAGAAUCCUGCGCAUUCUUCCGAGGCUGGUGAUGCUGUGUGCCCUGGUCCUUCGCAAGACGCAGAUGGACCCAGUGUGACCAAGAAACGACGACAUGCAACAUGUGACUGGACACCAGGGGAAACAAAACUCCUCCUUGAUCGCUACUCCAACUACUUCCCACAAGUAGGCCCAAUGAAAAAAUUUAAAAACAAAAAGUGCAUGUUUGCAAAAAUUGCACAGGAUAUUAAAGAUGUGACUGGCUCAAUCUGGACAGGUGAUCAAUGCUGCACACGGUAUAAAACUGUGUGCAAAAGAAAGAAAAGUGCAUGUGUCCAGAACAGCCAGUCUGGAAACUCUCCCCAACUGGUGGAGUAUGAAGAUGAGCUCGAAAAAAUCAGACACCUGGAUGACAGCUUAGAGCCGGAAGUUGUCCGUGAUUCCGCUGGUGUGGUAUCACAGAAGACGUCAUCACAACCCUCACCAGCCAGUUCACAGAGUGAAAGUACGGACAACAGUUCCAGCCUAUCUGGAUCAUGUGAACAGAAAGAUGAUGACCACCAAAAAAAAAGAAAAAGGCAAGAGAGAGAGCACCAGCCGCGCGCACCACAUGAAGGUUUUCCUCGACAAAAUUCAAGAAAUUGAAGAAAGCAAAGCAGAAAGGAAAGCUGCUAGGCAACAGGAAAGAGAGAGGCGGAAACUCGAAAACACCAGGAGGCGAGAAGAGAUGCAUAGCGAAAAAAUGGAACUCUUACGAGCCGUACUCGGUCUCAAAACCGACAAACCUUGCGCUCUCCCUCCACCCUCCGCUCCAAAAAACACAAAAUAAAAAGUUCGUUUU